This is a messenger RNA of Paramecium sonneborni, 1363 nucleotides long. NCBI's taxonomy places the organism in Eukaryota, Ciliophora, Oligohymenophorea, Peniculida, Parameciidae. The record is from the annotation of a GenBank genome assembly.
CCGAAUGUCUUCAAAAGAUAAGCAAAGUGUUAAAAGUGAUAAAUCAAAAGACAAAAAGAAGAAAACUACUAAAGUGGAGAAGAAGGAUUCAAAGAUUCUCCCUUCUCUUGAAAAUGAUUAAUAACAACUCAUUGCUAGAGUAAUUAGUAGAAUGGGAGACAAAGAAAGCAAGAGUUUAGGUAAUUAAAAUUAAUAGCUUAGCGAAUUGUGAUGAUGAUGUCUAAAUGUAAACAUUCAAUAAUAAUAAUAAUGGUAAUUUGAAAGCUAUCGAUUAUUCCUUGUAGCAAAAUUAAUAUGAAAAUUAUCAUACUGUCAAUAAGAAUAAUAAUCAAUUUAGAACUAAUAAAUUUAUGAAUGAUCAAACAACUCAUUAAUAAUAAUAUUAAGACUAAUAUUACUAAAAAAGUCCACCUUAUUAGGAUUAAUAUUUUUCAUAAAGUUACAAGUAAGCUUAUUAUCCAACAUAAUAAUUUACAUAACAGGCUGGAUUCGAUUAUAGACAUGAGAGAAUCAAAGAUUAAGUUAGUUAGAAUUUAUUGCCUAAAAGAUAAGAGAUCAUUGAAUAAGUCUAAAAGGUUAUUGCUAUUUAUGAUAAAUUAGAUAGAUAACAGAAUUGAUGAAAUCAAAUAUUAAUCCUAAAAAAUAGAGAAUAUGACCAGAGAGGAAUGUGAAAUCAUUAUAGAUAAAUUAAAAACUGUUGAAAAUCAAAAAUUACAAAUUUUGUAUCAUGAUAAAAAUUAAUUGCUUAGGUAAAUUUUUUUUUUUUAAUUUUUAGAGAUAUUGAUUAAAUUGAUGCUAUACAAUAAAGAAUCUCACAAUUCUAAGAUUUUGACUCUCAAAAAAACUUGGAUUUGUAUGAAAACAUAGAAAGGUUAAGCAGAAAGAGAAUCAAAAAAUAAAUUGAUAUUUAUCCAGAUGAUUUGCCUUAAGAUCUCAUACAAUUAAGAUAAUUGUUAUAGCAAAAUCAGAUGCUCUAGAAACUUAUGGAUUUCAAAAAUGAAGUCAUUUGGAAACUCUUUAAUGAUUCCCAAAUAGAAAGUCGAAAAAUUAGAGAAGAAUUAGAAAGAUAAGCUAAUCAAGAAUUUCAAGAAUGGUACAACAUUGUAGAUUAAUAUUAAUAAGAAUUAAAUAGAUACAAAUUAUAAUGUACUUUUUGUGGAAUAAAUUUUGAUUAUUAAUUGAUUAAUUCUGAUUGUAAUUCAAAUCAAUAAGAUGCAAGUAAUAUUUUGAUUAAUAAUGAGAAAUUUAAUUCGAAUGUGAAUAGAUUCCUUCAGAAUAAUUUUUAGGUACUCGAAGACACUUUUUUAGUAAAAGUAGAUAAUUAUAAUAAUCUUAAAUUUAAAUGGAAGACAAUAAAGUAUGA